UAUGUUGUGUAGAUCUAGAGUAGGCUCCUUUUUCCUGACGCGAAGCACCCGGCGAGGUUGCCGCACACGUUUUCCGUGGCCCUAUUUUAGCAAACCUGGAUUUUAUAACCUUUCAACGAGAACAAACACACGAUAACAACAUUUCCAGAACGACAUAACUCCUUCCAGCGAUGUCUCGUUUCUUCGCCACCGGGUCUGACAGCGAGUCAGAGGAGUCGUCAUCCGCCGAUGAGAUCACCCCUAAAGCGCCCGGAACGACCUUCAAGCAGUCGCUGCUCCUUAGUGACGAUGAGGAGGAUACUAAAAGAGUGGUGCGUAGCGCCAAAGACAAAAGGUUUGAAGAGUUGACCAACUUCAUAAAGACAAUCCGCAACGCCAUGAAGAUCCGUGACAUGUCCAAGUGUCUGGAGGAGUUCGAGCAGCUGUGUCGGGCCUUCCUGAAAAGCAAGAACAUAGUGGACAAAGAAGGAGUUCCUCAGUUCUACAUCCGCCUGCUGGCUGACCUGGAGGAUUACCUCAACCAGCUCUGGGAGGACAAAGAGGGCAAGAAGAAGAUGAACAAGAACAACGCGAAGGCCCUGAGCACCCUGCGCCAGAAGAUCCGCAAAUACAACCGAGACUUUGAAACUGAAAUUGCUGCUUACAAGGAGAACCCACAGGAGUCUGCAGAUGAAGAGGAGGAGAAGGAGCAGGAGGACUCUGGCUCCUCGUCUGAGAGCGACGACGAUGAUGACGACGACGUGGGGGAGGAAGUGUCGGCAAAAUCCUUCCUGAAGAAAAAACCCGAAGGCCCCUCAGAAGCGAGCAAAUUCCUCAAGUCUGCCAAGGGCUCUGGGGACGAGUCGACUUCUAGUGAUGAAGACGACGAUGAUGAAGACUGGGGUGGCGACACCGAGGAGAGCGGCAGCGAGAGCUCGGAUGACGAGGAAGGGAAGAGCAAAUCUCUGGCCACUGUUUUCCUCAAGAAGGUGGCCGGCGCCGACAAAGCCGGCAUCAAGAAGGGCGAGAAGAAGAAGAAGCUGCCGAAGAAAGACCGAGGUGGGGAUCUGCAGGAGGGCGAAGGAGACGAAGAGGGUUGGGAGAAGGUUAAAGGAGGCGUCCCUCUGGUCAAGGAGAAACCAAAGAUGUUUGCUAAAGGCACAGAGAUCAACGUUCCUGUGGUGGUGAAGAAGCUCAAUGAGAUCCUGCAAGCAAGAGGCAAAAAGGGAACAGACAGGGCUGCUCAGAUUGAGCUGCUCCACGCUCUGGAAGUCAUCGCUGCUGAGAAUAAUCUGGGCCAAGGAAUCCUGGUCAAGAUCAAGUUCAACAUCAUCGCCUCUCUGUAUGAUUACAACCCCAACCUGGCAGCCUUCAUGAAGGCCGACAUGUGGAAGAAAUGCCUGGAUUGCAUCGACGAGCUGCUGGACAUCCUGUUUGAAUACAACAACAUCUUCAUCGGGGAAAACAUCGCAGAGGACAGCGAGAGUCUGAUCAUCUCCGAUCAGCCUUUCAGGGUGCGCGGGUGUGUCCUGACGCUGGUGGAGAGGAUGGACGAAGAGUUCACCAAGAUCAUGCAGAACACCGACCCUCAUUCACAAGAGUACGUGGACAACCUGAAAGACGAAGGUCGGGUUUGCGGCAUCAUCGACCGGCUGCUCUCCUACUUGGAGAACAAAGGAUCCACAGAGGAGAUCUGCCGCGUCUACCUGCGGAGAAUCAUGCACACCUACUACAAGUUCGACUACAAAGCCCACCGCCGCAGCCUCGGCCUGCAGGGAGAAACCAAGUCGGAGCAGGACCAGGAGGAGAGCGAAGGCGAGGACAGCGCCAUCAUCAUGGACCGCCUCUGCAAGUUCAUCUACGCCAAGGACCGCACCGACCGCAUCCGGACCUGCGCCAUCCUGUGCCACAUCUACCACCACGCCCUGCACUCACGCUGGUACCAGGCCCGCGACCUGAUGCUCAUGAGCCACCUGCAGGACAACAUCCAGCACGCCGACCCCCCCGUGCAGAUCCUGUACAACAGAACCAUGGUCCAGCUGGGCAUCUGCGCCUUCAGACAGGGGAUGAUUAAAGACGCCCACAACGCUCUGCUGGACAUCCAGUCAUCGGGCCGAGCCAAGGAGCUGCUGGGGCAGGGGCUGCUGAUGAGGAACAUGCAGGAGAGGAACGCUGAGCAGGAGAAGAUCGAGAAGAGAAGACAGGUUCCUUUCCACAUGCACAUCAACCUGGAGCUGCUGGAGUGUGUGUACCUGGUGUCGGCCAUGUUGCUGGAAAUCCCCUACAUGGCUGCCCACGAGUUCGACGCCCGGCGCAGGAUGAUCAGCAAGCAGUUCCACCACCAGCUCCGAGUGGGAGAGAGGCAGCCACUGCUGGGACCUCCGGAGAGCAUGAGGGAACACGUGGUGGCAGCCAGCAAGGCCAUGAAGAUGGGCGACUGGCGCACCUGCCACUCGUUCAUCAUCAAUGAGAAGAUGAACAGUAAAGUGUGGGACCUGUUUCCUGAGACGCAGCGAGUCAGAGAGAUGCUCGUCAGGAAGAUCCAGGAGGAAUCCCUGAGGACGUACCUGUUCACCUACAGCAGUGUGUACGACUCCAUCAGCAUGGAGACUCUGUCUGAGAUGUUUGAACUGGAGAUCCCAACCGUUCACAGUAUUAUCAGCAAGAUGAUCAUCAAUGAGGAACUGAUGGCGUCGCUGGACCAGCCCACGCAGACGGUGGUGAUGCACCGCACAGAGCCCACCUCCCUGCAGAACAUGGCUCUGCAGCUGGCAGAGAAACUGGGCAGCCUGGUGGAGAACAACGAGCGGAUCUUCGACCUGAAGCAGGGCGUCUACGGAGGAUACUUCAACAGAGAUCAGAAAGGCGGAUAUCAGCAGAAGCAGCCGUACCAGAGAGAUCAGAAAGGCGGCUACCAGCAGAAGCAGGGCGGCUACCAGCGAGGAGGCUACAGGAAUCAAAACCAGAGCAACUACUGAACUUAGAAAUUGUGCUGGGAUUUUUUUGUCACUUUUUCUACCUGGAGUAAUUUUCAUUCCACAACACCAACAACAACCAAUGGAAAAAUGGUUUCAGUUUAUCCUGAAUCAGCUGAAACUUCCUUCAUUAAAGCUAUGAAAUGUCUCAACAAUACCACCAUUCAGUACCGAACCCUGAAGAUUUUCUCCUCUGUAGCAAAGCAGCGUGGUCAAUUAGAACAUGUUAACUAUUAUUUACUUAGGAAAACAGUAAUAAAGGAAAAAAAUAAACACUG
Messenger RNA from Poecilia reticulata (guppy), 3232 nucleotides. It is a transcript of the gene eif3c, whose product is annotated as eukaryotic translation initiation factor 3, subunit C. Gene Ontology annotation, biological process: translational initiation. Lineage: Eukaryota; Metazoa; Chordata; Actinopteri; Cyprinodontiformes; Poeciliidae. Gene Ontology annotation, cellular component: eukaryotic translation initiation factor 3 complex. The record is from RefSeq and is a predicted model, not a curated record. Gene Ontology annotation, molecular function: translation initiation factor binding; RNA binding; translation initiation factor activity.